Molecule: messenger RNA, 582 nt
Organism: Rotaria socialis
Lineage: Eukaryota; Metazoa; Rotifera; Eurotatoria; Philodinida; Philodinidae
Source: the annotation of a GenBank genome assembly
AUGUCUCUAUCACUAUUUCGAUACGGCUCACGCCGUUAUCUGUCAGCAUUGAAAACACAAGUUCCAUCUGUUAUCGGUAACGAAUCCAAUAAAAAGUCUCUUGCGCCACCAACAAAAUUAUCAAAUGAAAAAUACGUGAAAACAAUUGAUCGAUUAGAAGAUGUUGAUCAGAAACGUGUAAUACUCCCUUUAAAUCGAGAUUUAUAUCCAGCCGAUACUGUAACACAUACUGGUCAAGUAUAUGAUCGAGACGAUUAUCGAAAUGCUCGAUUUAUUCAAGGUGGAAAAUUGGUAAAUCCUCGAUUUGCGAUUGAUUUAAUUCGUGAAGAUCCUGUUGUUGUAUGUAAAGCUCGAGGCGUUUUUUCGGACAGUGGUGGUCCUUUAGGUCAUCCUAAAGUGUAUAUUAACUUAGACAAACCAGUUGUUCACAGCUGUGGUUAUAGUGGUCGAAAAUUUAUCCAAGCAAAAUAUUAUGAUGAAAAAAAACAUGGACCAUCAAUUACUUAUGACGACUAUUUAGCACAAGUUCGAAAUCAAGCAGAUGAUGCUUAUGAUUCGGCUGCAGCAAUACCACACCAAUAA